AUAAUGAGGCGAAUCAAAAUCCAGAAAGAGGGCCGAUCUUUUGAAUCCUCGAAUUUGAAUUUCGCUUGCUUCGCUGUCGAUGAUUCAAUUAUUAUUACUAUUUGGAUGAUUGUUGGCGUUUCUGGAUUUCGUGCCUCAUUUCUCCGGCUAUCGCGAUCGAUUUCCUGCUGAAUUCUGAUCGUUUUUUUUUGGAAAUUUCGGUUUCUAGGUUUCUCCGCCGUUUGGAUCGGGCGAGCGUCUAGGUUUUUGAACCUUUGACCUGAUUGGGAUCGCUGCUAGGGUUCGGAAUCCGAUGGUGGAUUGAGGAUGGUGCGGCUUCUGGGAUUGAGGAGUUUUGGCCUUGAUCAGUCUCCGAGGGAGAUCACCCGCACGGGCCCCGUCGCCGGACAGGGUAGCGGCGUUGCCAGCGGGGAGAACGGGUGGCUGAUCCGGUUCUUCGAUUCGGCUUUCUUCUGCGAGUGGAUCGCGGUGAGCUAUCUGUACAAGCACGACCAUGACGGCGUCCGAGACUACCUUUGUAACAGGAUGUAUACUCUCCCUCUUACGGGAAUCGAGAGCUACCUUUUCCAGAUCUGCUACAUGCUCGUCCACAAGCCGAGCCCGUCGCUUGACAGGUUCGUCAUUGAUACGUGCUCCAAGUCCCUCUGGAUCGCCCUUAAGGUGCACUGGUUCCUCAUGGCGGAGCUAGAGGACUCUGAAGACAACGAGGGGAUCAGCCGGAUCCAGGAGAAAUGUCAGAUUGCCGCCACUUUGAUGGGUGAGUGGCCGCCUUUGGUUCUACCUCCACCGCCCCCUCCUACCAUUCCAUCUAGCCCCAGGAACAACCCUGUACUCAAUCGUAUAUUAUCAUCUAAGCAGAAGCUAUUGUCAUUGGCGUCAUCACCGACGUUGGGUUCCAAUCACUUGUUUGAUGAGAGCGGCCGAGUCAACAGCAGUACUGAUGGUACUUCAGAGGAAAACAAGCUGUUAAAAAAGCUCAUUCCGGGGCCAAAAGUACGGGAUGCAUUGUUCUUUAGAAAGUCUAUAGAGAAGGAUGAGGAGCCGGAAAAAGAAGGGUUCUUGAAAAGGCUUCUUAGCAAAGACAAAGAGGAAGACACGGACAAAGAUGGAUUCUUUAGAAGGCUUCUUAGAGAUAGCAAGGAUGAUGAUGGGGAGCUGACCUCUAGCUCAGAGGGUUUUUUGAAGAGAUUAUUUCGUGAUAAAGACGAGAAGCUGGGGGAGGACGACGAGAAGGAGGGUUUUAUGCGUAGGAUUUUUAAAGACAAGAAUGAGGAGAAUAAAGAUGGUGGAAUUACUAGGAAUAAAGAGGAAGACAAGGUUAGUGAGAAUAUUGAGGUUGAUGAGAAGGAAAAUUUUUUUCGUAGACUUUUCAAAGAAAAACAUGAAGAGAAGAAAGAUAGUGGGCCUGAGAGGAGUUUGGACAAAGAGAAACAUAAUGAGAUUGUUCAGGAAGAGGAGAAGGAGAAUUUUUUCCUUAAGAUUCUUAAGGAUAAGAAUGAUGAGGACAGUGGGCAUGCUGGAGACGGGCAGAAGGAGAAGGUCCGUAGGAGUUUGGAGAAGGACGAUAAAGAUAGUUUCUUCCGUAGGCUUUUCAAAGAAAAGAGUGAAGAAAAGAAAGAAGGAUGGCCUAAUAGGAAUGAAGAGGAAGAGAACUCCAAGAAAAGCAUUGAGGAUGAUAGUAUCUUUCGUAGACUUUUCAAGGACAAGAGUGAAGAAAAAAGGGUUGUUGGGCAUGAUAAUCAUGGCGAUGACAAAGUCAGUACAAGUGUGGAGGAAAGAGAAAAGGAGGGUUUCUUUCGCAGGUUUUUCAAGGAGAAGCAUGAUGACAAGAAAGUUGAUGGCCAUGACCGAAAUGAGGAAGAAAACAAGGAUAGCGAGACAUUGGAAGAACGAGAGACCUCUGAGAUUUUGUCAUUUCGUCGGUUGUUCCGGAUCCAUCCUGAUGAAACAAAGGUUUCAAGUACCAGUGAUAAUGGUUCUUUUGAGAACAGUCCUGGAACAGAAAGUUUCUUCCGGCGGUUGUUCAGGGACCGAGAACGUUCUAUAGAAGAUUCUGAGUUACUCAGUUCGAAGAUCCAGAAGGAGAAAUGCCCUGGUUCUCCAAGACAGCAUAAUGAAAAGGGGCAUAGAAAACCACCUUUACCUAAUAAUGUGAUAUCAGAAAGUCGGAAAGGUUCUUAUCAUGCUUCACUGGAGUUUGUUCAGUCAUUAUGUGAUACAUCUUAUGGACUAAUUGAUAUAUAUCCUAAUGAAGAUCGAAAAAUUGCUCUUCGAGAGUCUCUUACUGAGAUCAACUCACAUGUUGCUGAGGCCCAAAAAAAUGGAGGCGUGUGCUUUCCCAUGGGAAAGGGAAUGUUCCGGGUGGUUAAUAUACCUGAAGACGAAGCUGUUCUCCUAAAUUCCAGGGAGAAGGCUCCUUACCUAAUAUGUGUUGAAGUCUUGAAAUGUGAAACACCCAGUCGUACAAAGGCAACUUCUGAUGCUCAAAAGCUCUCAAGAGGAGGGAUUCCCUUAGCCAACGGUGAUGCACAAUUGCCAAAACCUCCACCAUGGGCAUAUCCUUUGUGGAGUCAGAGCGAUACCUAUAAUUAUAAUGGUGAUGGGAUGUUAAAGUCAACUUCUCAGGCAAUUGACCAAGCAAUGACUCGAUUAUGGGAAGCAAAAGUGAAAUAUGUCCAUGUAAGUUUAUCUGUGGAGAAAAAGUUGGUAGACCACUUAAAACCUAAUCAAGAAAUUGGCUUGGGAAGGAAGAUUCAACAAGAUACAGAAAGCAUGGAAGAUAUAGCUGAUAAGUCAGUGUCUGUCACCAAUAAAAACCUAGAGUGGAUUACUAUCAAUCUUUCUGCAGUCCCUGGGGUUAACAUGGAUGAUGUAGAUGAUCAAGUGCCGUCAACUUCAAAAGACCAUCGUCGAGUUCCAAGCACAAUUGCUAUUGAGGAAGUAAAGGCUGCAGCAGCUAAGGGACAGGCUCCCCUUGGACUUCCUGUGAAGGGAAUUGCUCAGGAUCCCCGGGAUUUAGAACCAAAGCAGUUGGUGAAUGGUGGCACUCCAAAACCUAGUGAUGCAUUGUCUGGUGAACUUUGGGAGGUGAAGAAAGAGAGAAUCCGAAGGUCAUCAGCAUUUGGGAUGUUACCGGGUUGGGACUUGCGAUCGAUAAUUGUGAAGAGCGGAGAUGAUUGCAGACAAGAGCACUUAGCUGUACAGCUAGUUUCACAUUUAUAUGACAUAUAUCAAGAAGCAGGCCUCCCACUGUGGUUAAGACCUUAUGAGGUUCUUGUUACAUCUUCUUAUACAGCAUUAAUUGAGACAAUCCCAGAUACGGCCUCAAUUCAUUCAAUAAAAAGUAGAUUCCCAAAUAUCUCAAGUUUGCGUGAAUUUUUCAUAGCCAAAUAUGAAGAAAAUUCGCCAAAUUUCAAGCUUGCCCAGAGAAAUUUUGUUGAGAGCAUGGCAGGAUAUUCCAUCUUAUGCUUCUUGCUUCAGGUGAAAGACAGACACAAUGGUAAUAUCUUACUGGAUGAAGAAGGGCAUAUUAUUCACAUUGAUUUUGGUUUCAUGCUGUCCAACUCUCCUGGUGGUGUCAAUUUUGAGAGCGCACCAUUUAAAUUAACUCGUGAACUUCUUGAGGUGAUGGACUCAGAUGCCGAAGGAACUCCUAGUGAGUUCUUUGAUUAUUUUAAGGUGCUAUGCAUCCAAGGUUUUCUCACUUGCCGUAAACAUGCAGAGCGUAUAAUUCUUCUUGUGGAGAUGAUGCAGGACUCUGGAUUUCCUUGCUUUAGGGGAGGAAUUCGAACAAUUCAAAAUUUGAGGAAGAGGUUUCAUCUGAGCCUUACAGAAGAGCAAUGUGUCUCCUUGGUGCUUUCCUUGAUUAGUAGCAGCUUAGAUGCUUGGAGAACACGGCAAUAUGAUUAUUACCAGCGAGUACUAAAUGGAAUCUUAUGAGGUGCUAUCUUUUAUCACAGUUGAUGCCCUUUCCUACUUUAUCAACUCCUGCAGUGGAAGUUUGGAAACAUGCUGAAGAGAAAGAGAUUCUGUAUGGUUGGCAUGUUUGAGUUUUUGCCUGGUGGACCAAUUACUAUUACUCAUCCAACAGUUUCAAAUUGAUCAGAGAUUUUGAUCAUCUCGGAAGAGUGUCUUCACUGUUGUUGUCGUGGGAAAAUUGUGUUCAGUAGCCAUUUUAGCUGGAAAUCUAGGACGGCCAAUGCCAUUUGUAAUUCUGUUUGGUUUUAGUCGCAAUGAUUCGUAUCUCCACUUUGUUGUAGAUACUGAAAGACAGUGAAGAUUGGAAUUUUAGAUCCUAGUAAGUGUACAGAAGACCUUAACAGGGUCAUGAGAUAGCAAGUUUAUUGCAGUUAUUGGAUGUGGAGAGAGCAAGAUGAUAGCUUGAGGUUUAAUCAAUACAAGAUGGAUUUUCUUCAAUGGAUCUACAUGGAGCUGUCAAUUUGUAUCAGUGUUUUCACUGCAUUAUUGUCAUGAUUUGUGUUUGUAGUUGCGUUCGAUCAGUCUGCAGUUGGUUGCUACCUUCACAUUUUGAUGCACACACCACGCUUUCUGUAGCUGGCACAAGAUGCCAUCUUUUAGUUUGUAUACUAUUUCAAUUUUUCUGAUUGUUUCUGUAAAGUUGUCAAGCUUUUUUCCUCCUUUUCUCAAA
Messenger RNA from Zingiber officinale, 4648 nucleotides. Its product is annotated as phosphatidylinositol 4-kinase beta 1-like. Gene Ontology annotation, biological process: phosphatidylinositol phosphate biosynthetic process; phosphatidylinositol-mediated signaling. Gene Ontology annotation, molecular function: 1-phosphatidylinositol 4-kinase activity. Gene Ontology annotation, cellular component: membrane; cytoplasm. The record is from RefSeq and is a predicted model, not a curated record. Lineage: Eukaryota; Viridiplantae; Streptophyta; Magnoliopsida; Zingiberales; Zingiberaceae. The coding region runs from base 307 to 3939 and encodes 1210 amino acids. The transcript is spliced from 16 exons.